Oppia nitens is the source of this 1104-nucleotide messenger RNA. RefSeq lists its product as uncharacterized. Gene Ontology annotation, biological process: autophagy; peptidyl-serine phosphorylation. Bases 194 to 1045 code for a protein of 283 amino acids. Lineage: Eukaryota; Metazoa; Arthropoda; Arachnida; Sarcoptiformes; Oppiidae. Gene Ontology annotation, molecular function: protein serine/threonine kinase activity; ATP binding. Gene Ontology annotation, cellular component: cytoplasm. The transcript has a single exon. The record is from RefSeq and is a predicted model, not a curated record.
UUGAGAGCGCGCUUUUAUAGUUGUAAUACAGUAUUAUAAUGAUUACAAUGAUGUCUAACAAUACUUGAAAAUCAAACAUCAUUUGAUCAGUCACUCAAUUAGUUCACAUUUUCAAAACACUAUUUAAACGACUUAACGGUUAUAAAGUUUUAAAAAUAAUCUUUGAUUAGUUGAGAGUUGAUUUGUAUGUAAAAUGAGUGAUCCGUUACCAGAGCUGCCAAAGGCUGUGUCAAAACUUGGUUUCGCACUGACGAAGAAAGUGGGUGAAGGAGCCUUCAGUCAGGUGUAUUCGGCCACCUGGACGGACAAACCCAACAAAACAAUUGCCGCUAAAGUGGUUGACUUCAGUAAAGUUAACAAAUUAUGGAUUGAAAAAAACCUAAACAAUGAGCUUAAGAUAUUACAGUCAUUAAAACAUACAAACAUAAUAGUUGUUCAUAAAGUGGUUAAGACUACCAGUAAAGCCUAUAUUUUCAUGGACUUCGCUCGUGGAGGUAGUAUUGCCGAUGAACUGGAAAAAGUAAAACAGCCGUUAUCUGAAUCUAAAGUCAAGAAGUACUUACGCGAUAUCAUCGCUGGACUCACAUAUAUGCAUAACAAUGGUGUCGCUCAUCGGGACAUAAAACCCGACAAUUUCUUGAUCGGAGAUAAUGAUCGAGUAAUGCUCAGUGACUUUGGUUUCGCUUGUUUUUCGCUCAACGAGUCAAAUGGUAAACUAAUGCGAGGCACCAAAUGUGGUACAACUGAAUACCAGGCCAUCGAAAUUAAGAUACUUGGCCAGGGACAGGUAUAUGACGCCAAGUGUGCUGACCUGUAUUCACUCGGAGUGUCCCUAUAUUUCAUGGUUCUCUUCGCCUUUCCUUUCGAUAUAAGCAACGAAUCCGAAUGUAUUCGACGACAAAAAUCUCGAGAAUUCUAUCUAAAGAACAGCAAACUGUCGGAUACCUUAAAGACACUCAUAUAUGACUUACUCGAUCCCAAUCCCAAAACCAGAAUUACGGCCAAAAAGGCCGAAACACACGCCUGGCUUUCGACCAACAAUUAGAUGCAUUUUUUUAUCAUUUAUUUACAUUAAACCAAAUUAUUUACUAUUAUUAUUUGUCA